CGCCGCCGCCGCCAGCAAGCAGUGCCGUUAUAGCAUUAGCUGACAAAGAGCAUGCUACCCCGGACGAACAGCGGGCGGCAGGUGCUGGCACGCUGACUGAGAAGGAGCCCGCGCAAUAAUAGUUACUUGGAGGAACGCCUUGUCUGAGAUUACUUACGCUGGUGGAGAACAGUGACAGCGACUCCAUACUUACACCAAGUUAAUAGAACCCUCCCACUUUUGUUGGCAGCAGCAGCAGGGCCAUCUGUUGCCGCCUGGGCACUCGAGAUUUUUGGCUCGAGAGGUUCCUCUGUUCAAAAUAAUACUAACGCUACCACUUGUUGCUCUUUUUCCUUUCCCUUCAUCCUGCGCAGUUUCAUUAUUUUUUGGCGUCACUGUCUUUAAUUAUAAUUCCGAAUCUGCUCCCCUCCCCUUCCUUUCUUCUCUUCUUUCUCAUACAGUUCCUCCUCUGCUGCUUCCGCUCCAGCUUAAUAUACGCCGCACGGUGUCCGCCUUUCUACCUUAAUUAGCAGACUCCAGAGGAUGGGCUGGCGGCUUUCGUUGUCCGUCGCUUGCUGAAUAUGAAUAUCCCUCCGUUCCGGCCGUCGCGUGCCCUUGCAUUCUCGCUGCUGGUCGUCUCGCUCAUAGCGUCAAAGUGUCUGCAUCUGCUGCAAUUCGUGGGCUCGGUCCCGCUACUACAUUUCAUCGUCUUCCUUCCAACGCUAUUCAUUUCAGAUUGCCUGGUCGCGCUUGUUGGUCGGGUAUUGCUCCAUGGCGGUGGUGGUGGUGCCCUGCCAGCUAUCGGCCUGGCGCUGGGGAGCUUUCUCUCGGCGGUAACUUUUCUGGCCGCUUCGUCGCAGAUCGGCUUCUACUAUGUCACUGGAACUGAGAUGCAGUGGGAUAAUGCGAGAAAUGUUGCCUCGGAUCCUGCUGCCGUACGUAUAAUGCUCAGUGGACUCCUCCAAGUAUCAGUCUCGGGGUUGGUGCUUUUGCUUUUGGGUUGGAUCUUGACACCGUUCCUUUACAACAGGAUUGGAUACUGGAUGUCGGGAGUCUGGAGGAUGUUCACGGGUCCCAAGUGGGAGGCGGUACUCCCGACGGUGCGAAACCAGAAUGAGCAGUCACAGAAAGGGGGUAUCAGAGUCAAGCCCGUGUGCUUGGUUGUGAUCUUUGUGACGCUGGUCAUCUUGCAAAUAUUGCGGCCGUCAACGCCUUAUGGGCUCAUGUCAACCACUAUCCCAGUAGCCAUGCUACGGAUGUUCUCAAGGCCUCACUCACACUCGCAUCCGGAUUCAAAUGCAGACAAAUGUUCACCACACGUCGCGGCCUAUCCGCUUGUAAACCUCACCACGCCGGACAACUGGGAGAAACCAAAUGGCAAUUUCAAAGGCUGGGCGCCAGGCCCAGAUAAUGAUAUGAUCAAAAGCUACCGUAACCGCCGCCCAGAAUGGCUCCCCCAUACCCUUCCAGACGGGUUCUUUCGAUGGGGCAAACCAUCUGAAGAUGAACAAAAUGCUACAUCGAGCACGACGGAGUGCAACAAGACUGCCUCGACUACAUACUACUAUAAUCCUGUUGCAGAUCCUAUGCGUAUCACUAACCUAGAUCUUGGGGUAUACAAUGACCUGGAAGAGGUAUUCCGGAAUGAAUCCGUCCUCAUCUCGCAUGUGUUGCUGAUCACCAUGGAAAGUGCACGCAAAGAUAUGUUCCCUAUGCAGGAAGGCUCAUUCGUGCAUAAAGCUAUCAUCGAGUCUAAUGAAGAGGAAGAACAAAAGGAGAAGAACAAGCUACUUUCACAGUUGACACCGGUUGCCCACCAGAUCACUGGCGAGGGUUUCUGGAAUAAACUCAAGCCAAAUCAGUCUGCAUUUGGAAUCCCAGACGGCACAUGGAAAGAUUCCGCAGCUCCGGGAAUGGGGGGCCUCAACAUCAAGGGUGCCGUGACUGGAAGCACCUUAUCUGCAAAAAGCUUCAUAGGCAGCCACUGUGGAGUCCAUCCGCUGCCGGUUGAUUUCCUGGAAGAGGUGACCACGAACAUCUACCAGCCAUGCAUUCCUCAUAUAUUGAAUCUGUUCAAUCAGGCCAAGGAAGGCCACGAGGAGAGAGCAGCGGGCAAUCAUAGCGCAUCCAAUAAAGUGCCCCAUGUCAAGAAGCGCAAAUGGAGAUCCAGGUUCAUACAGGCGUCCACAGAUGGGUAUGAUAGGCAAGGAAAGUUAAACAAGCAGCUCGGGCUGUCGGACUUUAUCGUCAAGGAGACUUUGACGGAUCCAACGUCAAAGUAUUACCCUCCCAAGCACCCUGAGCUCAACUAUUUCGGAUAUCCCGAUGAAGAAAUGAAGCCAUGUAUCAGCGAUACCAUUGACGAGGCUUUAGAAAACAAUGAACGGCUCUUCCUCUCACAUUUCACCAGUACCACUCAUCAUCCAUGGAAGGUUCCAUACGAAUUCAAUCGCGAGAAAUAUACUGGCUCCAAGGGAAAUGCGGACCAUGAGAAUAUGAAUAAGUAUCUCAACACCUUGCGAUACGACGAUGCCUGGCUGGGCCAGAUAUUGGGUUUGCUUGACGAAAAGGGUAUUGCCAACGAGACUUUGGUUGUCGUUCUGGGAGACCAGUAAGUUCCCUUUUGUCGAUGUUGUGCAAAGAUGAAAUGCUAACUCCGUUAUAUCGCAGCGGACAAGCAUUUGAAGAAGAUGCUCCUGUCCAAGGCACUUAUCAAAACGGUCACAUCAGCAAUUUCCGGGUCCCUAUCGUCUUCCGCCAUCCGCUUCUUCCUCGUAUCAAUGUGGAAGCUAACGCAACCUCGAUGAGCGUUCUUCCUACGAUCCUCGACCUUCUCGUGAACUCCAAAUCACUCGAUGCCCACGACGCUUCUAUCGCCCAAGACCUUAUCCACGACUACCAGGGACAGUCUCUUAUCCGUCCCUUCAGGUCAGAGUACAAAGGUCGACAGGCCUGGAACAUUGCUGUCAUUAACGCAGGCGGGAAGAUGAUCUCCGUAUCGUCUGCAGCAACACCAUGGCGGGUUGUGGUCCCGCUCGACGGCGAGUCGCAGUAUGUCUUCAGCGACCUCCGCACAGAUCCGAACGAGCUUGACACUCUUACUGGCUGGAAAAUCGACUAUCUGCUCCCCGCCGUGAAAACCAAACACGGCGCGGCUGCGAGACAGUGGCUCAAGGAAGCCGAUGAGGUUGCCAGCUGGUGGGUGAAGGAGAUGCAUCAUCUCUGGAAUUACAACAAAGACUCGAGCAGCUAGUCAGUCAGCCGGUCAAGCUGAGGAUGAGCGUUUGAUCUUCGAACGGCCGUACCCCCACGGCCUGACCAAAAAAAAAAAAAAAGACCCCUGAAGAAAGAGGAUCAGGGCCCCAUACUUUGGCUUGUUACUUGGUACUUUGCACGGAGUACAACUUCAUUUUCUGUCCGAUGAGAUUCACGAAAACGAUAACGAAUGCCCUUUGAAAGCGAUUCCCUCCAUAUGUCUGUGAGGCUGAGAAUAUUUUCUCGAUCUCACCACCGUUCUAAUCUAGGAUGCGUCUUCCGAGACCUGCGUGCAUUCAGGGGAAAAGGAUGAACUGCACCACCACGUAUCAUCUCGAUCGUCCCCAUGUCUCAGCAUAUCCCUACAUACUUGAUGACAUGGAUGUUAUCUGAUGCUUUUUCCUUUUCUUCUUUUCUUCCUUUUUAUUCUAAACUUAGCAUCGGCGUUGAAUCCUUGGUUAUAAGAGGCCACGGCGUUAUGUUUUUCUUCUUCUUACCAGUUUCUCAUCUCCUUUAUUUAGAGGUUGAAAUGGUUAUGAUAGGCAAAGCUGUGGAGGCCUUUCUUUUCCUUUUUUCCUCCCCCUUCUUUUCAGAUCGAUCUAUACGGGAGUUCUGGCGGCAUCUUUACUCGAAUAGUAAUGGUUGUUUUUAUGCUGUUUUGAUAACUAGAGACGGGAGCUUAACUAGAUAGCAGCCAUAGCCAGGGCGCAUGCACGGCAAUGACACCC
Messenger RNA from Trichophyton rubrum CBS 118892, 3962 nucleotides. RefSeq lists its product as uncharacterized. The record is from RefSeq and is a predicted model, not a curated record. The coding region runs from base 561 to 2594 and encodes 677 amino acids. The transcript has 3 exons. Lineage: Eukaryota; Fungi; Ascomycota; Eurotiomycetes; Onygenales; Arthrodermataceae.